AUGGAUCGAGAGCAAGAGGAGAGGCGAUCUCUUGGUUUCUUUGGCGUCGUCAAGGAAUCCAUCAAGAUCAUCUUCACAUGGCGGAAGAUCUUCAGCCAAAUCACACCGGCCUUCAUCCUCCCUCUUGGCCUCAUCUUCUUAGCUCACAUGGAGAUUUCCGCCAUCCUCCUCGCAAAGAUCCACCAUGAUGGGCGUCCGCUCGGCCACUCCGAAGCCGACACUCCCCGGUACAACAAGCUCUCCGAUUUUGCAACCUCGAACACAAUCGAGCUUUUGCUGUUCACGGUCAUCGCCUUCGUCCUGGUUGGAGCCUUUUCUCUUCUUUCCACGUCCGCGGUGGUGUGCACGACCACGUGCGUGUACACCUCGAAAUCCAUCGCUUUCGGGGGAGUGAUGAGGGUCCUCCCGAAGGUGUGGAAGAGGCUCUUGAUCACGAACUUAUGGAGUUUUCUUGCUUUCUCCGUCUACAUCGUCGUGGCUACAGCGAUCUUCUAUCUCUUUGCUCUUAUUCCCUCUCCCGCCACUGUACUCGGCCCUAGCUUUCAUCUUCCUCAUCUUAUACCUCUCCGGGCUGGUGUAUAUCAGCGUCAUUUCGGGCUUGGCAGGUGUGAUUUCAGUGGUAGAGGACAUCUAUGGGAUCCAGGCCAUGUUCAAGAGCAAAAACCUGAUCAAGGGGAAACCGGGGGUUUCGCUAGCCAUCAACCUCUUGUUAUCGAUUUUGUCCAUGGCAAUCCAAAAAGUGUUCUACGUCUUUGUGGCCCUCGGACAUGGAUCGGGGUUCCUAAGGUUUGGGGUUGCAAUUCUCUGUUUCUUUUUCUGCUCAAUUUGCUCCUCUUCGCCCCCGUUGUGCAAACCGUGAUCUACUUCGUGUGCAAGUCAUAUCACCACGAGAACAUCGACAAGUCGCCGCUGGUGGAUCAUCUCGAGGUCCAUCUUUUGGCCGAUUACCUUCCUCCUAAAGCCGAUGACGUAUAA
Molecule: messenger RNA, 975 nt
Organism: Rhodamnia argentea
Lineage: Eukaryota; Viridiplantae; Streptophyta; Magnoliopsida; Myrtales; Myrtaceae
Exons: 1
Coding region: 1-975 (324 amino acids)
Source: RefSeq, a predicted model, not a curated record